CUGUAGCUCUCUCAGACGUGCUCAGGAUGAAGGCAGAGGUGGUCGCCCUUGUGGCGGGCAUUGUAGGGGGGAUCGGGGUGCUGUGCUUCUUUGUGGCUUUUGCGACGGACUACUGGUUGCUGGCCAGCGACGACUGCGACGACUAUGGACAGAUGCAGUAUACAGUCGACACCAACAUGGAGGAACAGUCAAACAGCACGCAGUCAAACAGCACAGAGGCAACGGUUGUGACAGAAGGCCCUGUCCUCCCUGAUGCGACGUUGCAUCAUGAAGGCUUCUUCUGGAGAUGCUGGUUUCAUGGGGACCCCUCGUUUCACGUGGUCUGGGCCGUUUUAUUCACGAAUCAACCAGCACCCAAGGUCUGUAUCCAUGGAUACCUCUUCCCCCUGCCCGUUGCCUUGGGACCAGUCCCUCACCCUAUUUACGAUGCCACAGCAGUGUUCCGAGGGUUCUGGACCAUGUUCAUCAUCCUGGCUGUAGCUGCUAGUGUGGCCGGAGGGUUCUUAUUGGUUUGUGCUGUGCCGUUUGUCAGCUACAAGCUCUACAAGGUGGGUGGAGCCUUCCUUAUCACAGCAGCCUGCCUGUUCCUGGCUCUGGUGUGCCUUUUCGUGCUCUGGAAGGAGGUGGUGGCAGACGUUGGGAAGUACAUUAUGCAGGAACGAGGGGAAACGUGUCCUGAUGCACAUAUAGAGGCCCACUACGGCUGGUCCUUCAUGGUUGCUGCUGCCGGAAUCCCAUUGGUCAACCUCUCUGGCCUCCUCUUUUUCUUAAUUGGCCGGGCCCUCCAAAUGCGUAAAGGAGUAACCAAUUAGGGACCGGGUACUGAGAUGGGGUUAGUUUAUUUUAACAGAUUCAUGUACAGUAUGAAUGUACUGUACAAUAUGAUUUCAACCACCACUUUGGAACCAACAAACGCAGCCAUAUCAGCUCACCAAGUUAUGUCAGUAGUCAAAACUGUAUAUUCAUCAAAACAAAAGCCAGCAAACAAACAGAAAACAGACAAAUUCAUGUAAGACCACUUGGGAGGUAGUGAAUGGUGAGUGUCCAGUACAGGCCUCUCUGAAUACUUUAAAUUUGCUACUUUUUCAACCGUCUAUAAAGUUUGAUUCCAAAAAGAUUUCUCAACAUACCCAGGUUGACUGAUCUGAAUUAUCAUAAAUUUGAAAUGUCAUCAAACAUCUACAGUAAACAAAGCCCCAACAGAAAAAAAUAAUUAUCUCUCCAUCUGGGCCAAGGCCAUAUAAUUUUCUUAGGCUGAAACAGGAUUGGAUGGACAUGUCACAUGGGAUGAAGUCGUAUAUAAUGACUGUACUGUGUUAGUUUAUCAUGUACAUGAACUAUAGGAAUUAGUGCACCAGUGAUGCAAUUUCCAGUACAACAUUUAUCUUACUUUAUUAUACCCUGUUUCCUCUACCUUAAAUUGAAACUUGACUUUGGAUCUUAGGGGCAAUGAUUAAAACUUAAUUCUUAAUUGUUUAACAAAAAUCAAGACACCUAUAACACAAAGUUUGGAAUAUAUAUUUUAUUUUAUGAAUGCAUUAAAUUAAUAAUGAUAUAUGUAUUUGUUUGUUUGUUCUCUGCUGGAAUUUGACUGAUACAAAAUAAUGUAAUAUUUCAUGUUAUUGGUAUUGUAUAUUUUCUUUAUUGUAUAAGAACUGUUAUCUUACAUACAUACAGUAGUUGUGUGUGGAUGUUUAUGAUUAGACAAAUAUCAAUAGAUAGCUGUGUUGUAAAAUACCAGGAGAGGGGCAAGAUAAAAUUAUUCAGUUUUACAAAUGAAUGUAAUUUUAAUAAGUACAGAAAUAGUUUGCAGCUUUUGGAAAAAAGUGUACAUACAUACAAAUACAUUUCCUCACUGUG
Messenger RNA from Conger conger (European conger), 1860 nucleotides. RefSeq names its product transmembrane protein 182-like. The record is from RefSeq and is a predicted model, not a curated record. NCBI's taxonomy places the organism in Eukaryota, Metazoa, Chordata, Actinopteri, Anguilliformes, Congridae. Bases 27 to 812 code for a protein of 261 amino acids. Gene Ontology annotation, cellular component: membrane. The transcript has 5 exons.